Acipenser ruthenus (sterlet) is the source of this 3602-nucleotide messenger RNA. Its product is annotated as desert hedgehog protein. Gene Ontology annotation, biological process: multicellular organism development; protein autoprocessing; regulation of gene expression. Gene Ontology annotation, molecular function: patched binding; calcium ion binding. Lineage: Eukaryota; Metazoa; Chordata; Actinopteri; Acipenseriformes; Acipenseridae. The record is from RefSeq and is a predicted model, not a curated record. The transcript is spliced from 5 exons. The coding region runs from base 541 to 1785 and encodes 414 amino acids.
AAUGAGCCAGGAGGAAGGGGGGGCUCAGGGCUGAGAGAAAGCGGUUCCUAGCUUCCUCGCUGUCUUGUGUCCCAGCUUCCUAGCUAAUGAUCUGAAUUAGACACAGCGGAAUCGGGAGAGGAAUAAAGACAUUACGAAUCUGGGCGUCCGGUUCUUGACUCAGACUUCCAUACAGUUAAAGGUUUACCUUCCUAUGUACUCCAGUCCCUGCUAUACAGUGCCUCCUGCUGGUCGAGUGAGCCACUGCGACUCUUCACUGCUGCUGCUGGAUACAUUAAUACAGAUCCUGGAUUGCCUGUUAUAAUGAUUUCUGUCAGCAGGGGGCACUGCUACACCUUUGCAUGCCAGUGACUGAAUACACGUUGACCAGUUGAGAGCGGCCUGAGACCGAACUGGGACAGGAUUGAGAAGACGAGUAAGAAGUUGCCGGUUUGAUGUGGGUUCUGUGGGCUUCUUGACUGGACCGGUCUCGAGGUUGGAUUAUCGUCUUCACAUGGCUGCUGCUCGAGUUUGCGACUGAAGGUCUCGGGUCGGUGAGGGAUGCUGUCCUGGCACAGACUGGCACGACUCGGCCUGCUUUCCCUCAGCUGCUGGGUGCUAGCCCAGGGCUGCGGACCGGGACCGGGUACCGGCCACCGAACACGACCCAAGAAGCUGACGCCCAUGCCUUACAAACACUUUGUACCCAACUUCUCCGAGAACAACCUGGGCGCCAGCGGGAGGCAGGAGGGCAAGAUCACGCGCAACUCGGAGCGCUUCAAGGACUUGAUUCCAAACUACAACCCGGAUAUCAUCUUCAAGGACGAGGAGAACACGUCGGCGGACCGCCUCAUGACACAGCGCUGUAAGGACUGUGUGAACUCCCUGGCCAUCGCAGUGUUGAACCAGUGGCCAGGAGUGAGGCUGCGUGUGACGGAAGGCUGGGACGAGGACGGGCACCAUUCCCCGGAUUCCCUGCACUACGAGGGGCGGGCCGUCGACAUCACCACCUCGGACCGGGACCCUCGCAAGUACGGGGUGCUGGCACAGCUGGCUGUGGAGGCGGGCUUCGACUGGGUGCACUACGAGUCCCGGUCACACGUGCACUGCUCCGUCAAGUCAGAUCACUCCGUCACAGUGAAGAAGGGGGGCUGUUUCCCUGGCAGUGCGCGGGUCACUCUGGCUGGCGGUCAGCUGGUCACUCUCUCAGCCCUGCGGCCGGGGGCUCAGGUCCUGGCGGUGGACGGUUCGGGCCGGGUGGUGCCCAGCCAGGUCCUGCUUUUUCUGGACCGCGAUGUGGGCCGGAAGACCCAAUUUGUGGUCCUGGAGACAGAAGAGACCCAACUGAGACUCACCCCGUCCCACCUCAUCUUCCUGGCCCGCAACAGGACGCUGGACCCCAAACUCUACCGAGCUUCGUUCGCGAGCCGGGUCCGACCGGGCCACUUCGUCCUAGUGGGGCACCAAAGGGAGCUCCGCCCCUCCAGGGUCCGGGCAGUCUCAUUGGAAGAGGGAGUAGGGGUGCACGCCCCCUUGACAGAGCAUGGCACCCUAUUGGUGGAUGGUGUCCUGGCUUCUUGCUAUGCCCUAAUCGAGCACCACAGUUUGGCUCACUGGGCUUUUGGGCCUCUGAGGUUCCUGCACUUGCUGUACAGUGCAGUCGGGACGUCCCACACAGGGAACCUGACACAGGACAGUGUGGGGGCACACUGGGGUCGGGACGGGAACACUGGAGUGCACUGGUAUGCAAAGUUGCUCUACACAGUGGGGCGCAUGGUUUUGGAUCCAGAGAGAUUUCACCCCUAAUGGUGAAGGAACCCCAACAAAACAAGUUAUCGCACCAAAAUCAGCCUGCCUAUUAGAUCUAGUUAUUAGAAGGGUGGUUUCAGACUAACUAAAGAGAUUAGUAUGUUGAAAAUUAACAGAAAAGUUAUAUUGAAUCCAACCAAAAUGAUUGAAUUGGUAGACAGCAUGCCCUAUUCUGAAGCCUUUAACCCCGAUUCAUAGCCCUUUGUCUUAAUUUCCCUAAUAUUUAAUUUCUUCCCAGUUCUCAUACCUGUGUUCUGUAUGAUUUGUUCACUAUCGCUGUUUCUGCUCAUUAUUUGUCAGCCCAGCAAAAACCUCUUCUGAAAAAAACACCAGGAGGUGGGGAACAUAUUAACAGUGCACUGAAGCCUGUGCAACACGAAUAUGCUUCCCCGCCUCACUUCCCUGCAAUCUACCUUGAGUCUUUUCACAAUUUAUGCUGGAAUAGUUAGUAAGCAUGGCGAUUAAUAAUCCUAACAUAAACGAUAGAGAACCACACAGAACACGCACAGUAUGAUGAAACAGGCAAGAAAAGUAUUAUUAGGAAAGUGUAGAUGAUUUAAAGUAGCUCUUUUUAAAUUAAGUUUGAUAUUCUUUUUUUCAAUAUGGUCAAGUCCAUUUAACCUGCCACUCUCACUCCCUGUGCAGCAGGUAUUAGGACCCCACCUGAAACACUAAACUCCCUUUGCUGCACACAGGACUAUAGAUGGAGUCAGGUGGGACCCUUGUAGCUGCUGCACAGGGAGUGAAUCUACGCUCUGGUAUUCAACCUGCCACUACUGGAAUCACAGUAAACAUAAAAAGUCCUUUUGUUUCAAAGAGAGUUUUCUAAAUAGAGUUAUCUGCCCCUGACUAAACUAGAUAAUAUUGUGUUUUAUAAACACUACACAGUGCACUGAAAAUGGUUGUUAUAAGAAACUAAGGCAAGUAGACAAAAGCUUCGUCUGCUAGUUUUGUAAUCCUUCUGAGGGGAAGAUGUUUAAUUCUUGUAUGACUGCAUUUGAAUAUACAGUUGCUGAGUUGGGUGCAUUCUCCUAAAGAAAUCCACUAGUUAUGCUGUAACUGAAUUGUCACUGGAGAUUGAAGAUAUUUAACUUUUUAUGUUUUUGAAAGUUUAAGUAUAUAUAUAUAUAUAUAAAACUAAAAAAGGAAAAAAAAAUACUUCCAGUAUAAUAUGUUAAAACUAUUGCUUUUGCUGUUUGUUUGUUUUUUAAAUGAAACCAAAAAAUAUUGUAAUUUGGGCGAGUACCAACCAAAGCUUUAUUUUUGUACCUGUUUGAAUCGUAAUAUAAUUGUUUCUUAAUUAUUCCGUUUUAAUAAAGUUUGGGGGCAUAAUUUGUAAUAUUGUAUGUUAUUUUAAUCGUUAUUAAUGAUGUCAUUCUUUUCAGUUUGUAUAAUAAACUAAUGUUUUUUUAAUGAUUGAAAGGUGUUUUAUAACGGGGUGUCUGAUACUGGGGAACUUAUUAAACAGAAAAGUACUCCGGAUGAGUCAUACAGUCAGGGGAGCACAGGUUCACUUCCUGGCUGUGCCAAGUUGUUGAUGUUUGCUGAGGAUUCCACAUGGAGCAUCUUGUUGGCUCUGGUGCUCCACAACAGCGACCCCUACUGGCUAAGCACCCGGUGAACUCAAAGCAGACACCUGCAACGCUGGCCAUUGUCCACCAGGGACCGAUAGCUCAUCGAUAUUCACUGCAGAGCACUGGGUGUAAAGAGGCGAUUGGCUUGGGGACGUCCACUGACCUUCGGUUCUCCUGAGCUGUUGUGGGGAUCGCUGCGGUGAUGGGAUAUAAUCGGACAUUCUAAAUUGGGGAGAAAUA